UGAAUUGGACCUCUCCAGGCAUCAAAGUAAUAUUUCAUAAUUAAAUUAGUUUAACUGCCCUUGGAUUCCGUGCUAGGCGCGAUUUCACUUAAUAAUUUAGUAGCUAUACAAAGUUCUUCAAGGUAGUGAUCUCCACUUGAAUCAGAGUUGAGCUGGAGCAUUUAAAAGAAGGGAUAUAUGCGUGCGCAAGCUACAGAACAGCUUACGAUCCUGCCUGAUUCAGAAUGGAGGUAUGAUUUAAGCAAUUUAUCACAAAUUAUGGUCCAUGAAACUGCCUUUUAUGACAUAACGCUUCUUCCAAUAUUGAGACGAUGUGUGGAAAAACAAACUUUAUUUGAAAGGUACCCUGCAGCGGAGAAAGUUGUCAGAACACAAAUUAAUGCUCGAUGCAAAAGCAAGCUUAAAAUCUCGCGAAUAGAAACAAGUAUCUUUCACUGUUACGAUACCUGUAGCUACGUUUAAUGAUAUCAAUCCUACAAAAACGUAGAGAACACCUUGGUCUCACUCGAAAAUACUUAAAGUGAACGAGAUAAAGGAACAUCUUUUAGUUUGAAUGCCAGAAUUGUAAGCUGUCUAAACUAGCUUUCUCACUUUUUUUUUUCUUAAAGCCUACAUCAAUUAUGUUUCUGCUUGUCUCAACAUCAUUUAUAACUCAAGACUUUACAAGACCACUCACACAAAUUGUUUUAAAAAUUUUUUAACAUUUCUAAUCAUUUUUUCGACUCUUGACGCGCCAAUGUUUAAUUUAAAAACACGUGCACGGGAAAGAAAAUCUGCGAAAAAGAAGGCAAUUUAAAACAAACUAUCUAUGAAUUCAUAAAUUCAAAUUACAAGGGUGCAUCGACUCUCGUCGUUACUUCUUUCUUUGACAGGUUAUGGCGGGGAUGUUUCUGUUCCUCUUGAUCAUUACAAAGGUACAAGCAGAGUUGUUUGGGUUUCACUUUCAUAUCAAAGAUGGCACUUCGUUCUCGAAGGAAAACACCCUUUGGACCGGAAAGACAGGCUCUAUAAUGUCUUGUUCCCACUUGUGUGCGAGGCGCGAAGGUUGUAAAAUUGCCAUGUUUUGGGUAAAUCAAAGAACUUGUUCGCUACUUGAUACAGCACAAAGAGAAGAAUGCCAGAAACGACCCCAGCAAGAUGACGUGUUCUACCUUGAAAAGAUCAAUUUGCCUCAAGUUUCUAACUCACUAGGUACUACUCAAUCGUCAGCGGUUCCCUCGUGCCAGUCCCUCAUCAGUCACCCUCCCUCGGAUGUUUAUUGGAUUGAUCCUGUUGGUGGGCUCCAAGCCAACGCUUUCAAAGCUUACUGUGACAUGGAAACUGAUGGAGGAGGCUGGACGCUAGUGUGGAGUUAUUCUUUCACCAAUUACAGCUUUUUCAGAGAAAGUUUCAACGCAGUGACACCCAGACCCAACUGGAAUGUAAAAGCUGAAGCAGAUGUUCCCAUCUCUUCUGAUGCACCGACUGUUAAAGGAGUAACAGGCGAUCAAAUGUGGUCUAAUCCUCUGAGUGAGGGAAUUGCUGGAAAGGACUGGUGA
Messenger RNA from Pocillopora damicornis (cauliflower coral), 1538 nucleotides. RefSeq lists its product as uncharacterized. NCBI's taxonomy places the organism in Eukaryota, Metazoa, Cnidaria, Anthozoa, Scleractinia, Pocilloporidae. The record is from RefSeq and is a predicted model, not a curated record.